Messenger RNA from Mytilus trossulus (common blue mussel), 897 nucleotides. Its product is annotated as dual specificity protein phosphatase 3-like. Gene Ontology annotation, biological process: negative regulation of MAPK cascade; protein dephosphorylation. Bases 94 to 636 code for a protein of 180 amino acids. Gene Ontology annotation, molecular function: MAP kinase phosphatase activity; protein tyrosine/serine/threonine phosphatase activity. NCBI's taxonomy places the organism in Eukaryota, Metazoa, Mollusca, Bivalvia, Mytilida, Mytilidae. The transcript has 4 exons. The record is from RefSeq and is a predicted model, not a curated record. Gene Ontology annotation, cellular component: cytoplasm.
CUUGAAAGGAACUGGUUUAUUUUUGGACCCAUCUACAAAUUUAAACACUGACCGAAUUCUUGUAGACCAAAUGAGAAGGAUUAAUAGAACAAAAUGGGAUCGUACGAUGUCCAACUUUGUAACGAAGUUUUAAUGUACUUCAUGGACAGGAAAGCUGAUGGCGCAGACUCAAACAUAAAUGAAGUCUACAAAAACCUAUUUGUAGGAAACGAGGUUAUUGCACGGGAUGCGGCAAAACUGAAGGAACUCGGAAUAAAUCUUGUUAUUAAUCUAUCUCCAAACGAAGUGAAAACGAACCCAUUAAUUUAUGAACCGUAUGACAUAAAAUAUUGUCCACUUAGUUCGGAUGAUAACGUUUACACAUGCUUACUAAAUAUUGUUGAAGAUUGUGCGGAUCUGAUAGAGGACACAAUAAAAGAUGGAGGUAAAGUGCUGGUUCACUGUUCAGGCGGAGUCCGAAAAUCACCCGCAAUGGCAAUUGCCUAUCUUAUGCUAAAGGAACAGUUACCAAUCUGGAAUGCCGUAAAGUGUAUCAGAAGAUGUCGUAAAGUGUGUCCUAGCAACGGUCUCAUUAUGCAAUUGUGUAUUCUGAAUAAAGAAAUAUUUGAAAAAGUUACGCACAAACAGAUAACAUAAAUAUUGGAAGAAAACAUAUAGAACAUAUGGCUGCAUUUACAUUUUACUUUAGUGCGCAUGCAUGCAGUAUGGUAAAAAGAACAGUUCAAUACAUUGCAAUUGCAUACCUAACCGUUUUUGGAGGUCCCGUUCAAACAACUCGUUUGAGCAGAGACUUAUAAUAUAUGUAUAACAUGUCUCUAGUUUGAAUAUGUAGAACAUACUAAGAUUUUAUUCUAAUGUAUGAACAAGUUGUGCUACUAUUUGUAUAAGCUACCUCAA